Camellia sinensis is the source of this 4902-nucleotide messenger RNA. The record is from RefSeq and is a predicted model, not a curated record. NCBI's taxonomy places the organism in Eukaryota, Viridiplantae, Streptophyta, Magnoliopsida, Ericales, Theaceae.
UCAAUGGGAGAAUAUGAAGCGACUUUCCCUUUUCCCAUGUUUUCUCACUUAUCAUUGGAUUUUGGAAACUUUAUUUAUAGACAUACAGUAUACAGAUCAUCUUAUACAUACAUACAGAGAAAGGGUGAUUUUAGUAGGACAAGUGCUUGUACGGAGUGAGAUUCCUAGGUUCUUUUCCUUUUCCUUUUCCUUUUCACUUCCUUCCUUCAUAAAGAGAACCCAUUUCUUUCUCAUGCUAUCUUAAUACCCAUUAUCUCUCAUUGACAUUGUUUUGAGGUUUUAUACAAGGGUCUAAAGUGAAAUGGGGGUUUGAUAAGCAAUACAUUACCAAGUGGAAGAAAGGAGAUAGAAAAGAGUGAGAAAUUGAUGAUGAGAGGGGUUCCUUAUGACUCAAGCUUCACUGAUUUGAUGUUUUCAUGGUCUCUUGAAGACGUCUUCAAUGAGAAUCUUUACAAGAACCAGGUGGAGAAGAUUCCUGAAUCAUUUCAGUCAGUCGAGCAUUACUUUGGUUCAUUUGUUUUUCCUUUAUUGGAGGAAACACGGGCAGACUUGGCUUCAAGCAUGGAGAUCAUUCAUGAAGCCCCUUUUGCUGAAGUGAUCUCACUUGAUGCGUGCAAGCCGUAUGGAACUUUGCAUUACGAUAUUAAGGUUGAUUACUGGAGAAACAGAUUUAGUGACCGUGGCAAGGAUCCUUACAAAACCUUGCCCGGAGAUGUUUUUAUAGUUUCAGAUGCAAAACCGGAAACUGUAUCUGAUUUACAACAGUGUGGAAGGACGUGGACUUUUGCAACAGUCACUAAUAUCACAGAGGAUGAGAUUGGAGGAGGUAAUAAUUCAUCCACUUUUUUUAAAGCCAAAGCAUUGAGAGACAUUGAAGUCAAAGGUGGAAUGCGGCAAUCACUCUUUGUGGUUUUCUUGAGAAAUAUAACUACAAACAAAAGAAUAUGGAGUGCUCUACGCAAGUUUGGAAAUCUGAAGAUCAUGGAGGAAGUUCUUUGUGCUGAUUCUGAGGUUCAGGAGGAUUGCGAACUUUGUUGUGUCCAUAAUGGGUACCAAUUGACCGAAAGAUUUGGUACAAAUCUACUAUCUAUGCUGAAUGAAUCCCAAACAGAGGCAGUCUUGGCUGCUCUUCUUAGAAUGGAAUGUAAUCACAAGCCUACUGCAAAACUUAUAUGGGGCCCACCAGGGACGGGGAAAACUAAAACUGUCGGUGUUAUGCUUUUUGCUCUUUUGAGGAUGAAUUGCCGGACUCUUACUUGUUCUCCUACAAAUGUAGCUAUAAAUGAAGUGGCUUCGAGGGUGUUACGGUUGGUGAGGGAAUCUGCAAAGGAUGCUUUAUUUUGUUCCUUGGGAGAUAUUCUCUUGUUUGGGAAUAAGGAUCGGCUGAAAAUGGAUUCUGACAUUGAAGAUAUCUAUCUGGAUUAUCGUAUUGAAAUACUUGAGGAGUGUUUAGGACCAGUGUCUGGCUGGAGGCAUUGUUUUACUUCCAUGAUAGAUUUGCUUGAAGAUUGUGUUUCUCAAUACCAUGUUUUUGUGGAAAAUCAAAAGAUCAUAGAAAAAGAACACAGCGAUCCAGAGGAAGUCGAAAAGGAAGAAUUCAAAUCAUUUCUCGAGUUUGUGAGAGCCAGAUUUAAAUCUACUGAAUCAUUGCUGAGAAGAUGUAUGUUUAUAUUCGGUACUCAUUUACCAAGAAGUUACAUUUUGGAACAUAAUUUCCAGAAAAUGGUAACUCUCAUUGACUUGCUUGAUUAUUUGAAAUGUUUGUUGUUUGAAGAGAGUGUUGUUUCCGAUGAACUCGAGGAUAUUUUUUCACACCAAUAUCCAAUUGAAGAUUUUUCUGAAUCUUUUGUGAAUAAACAAUCUCUGAUAUACACAAGGAGCAAGUGUCUUUCUGUUUUAAAAUCUCUUAUGCAUUCUUUUGAAGACCUUGACCUGCCAAGUGUUAUGAUCGAAGGUUCAAUUAAGGACUUCUGUUUUCGAACCGCUUCCUUAAUUUUGUGCACUGCUUCUAGUUCAUAUAAGCUAUAUUUUGUGGGAAUGGAACCAUUGGACAUGCUGGUUAUUGAUGAAGCUGCACAAUUGAAGGAGUCUGAAUCGACAAUACCCCUUCAACUUCCCGGUCUGAGACAUGCCAUUCUCGUUGGCGAUGAGUGCCAAUUACCAGCAACGGUUAUUAGUAAUGUUUCGAGUGAAGCUGGAUUUGGAAGAAGCUUGUUCGAAAGGUUGAGUUCGUUGGGUCAUUCGAAGCACCUUCUAAACAUGCAGUACAGGAUGCAUCCAUCAAUAAGUUUCUUCCCAAAUUCAAAGUUCUAUUUCAACCAAAUCAUGGAUGCACCAUAUGUUAUGAAGAAAAGUUACGAGAGAUGCUAUCUUUCGGAGCCAAUGUUUGGUCCCUAUUCUUUCAUAAAUGUAGUUGGCGGUAAAGAAGAAGCUGAUGAUGUUGGGCGUAGCCGGAGAAAUUUGGUAGAGGUUGCUGUUGUUGUGAAGAUAGUGCAGAAAUUAUACAAAGCAUGGGAAGGCUACAAAAAGAAGCUUAGCAUUGGUGUGAUAUCUCCCUAUGCUGCUCAAGUUGUGGCUAUCAAAGACAAAAUUGAACAAAAAUAUGACAACCUCGAGGGAUUCACAGUUAAGGUGAAGUCAGUUGAUGGGUUUCAAGGUGGAGAGGCAGAUGUCAUAAUAAUUUCUACUGUAAGAUCAAACAAAGGUGGAUUUGUUGGCUUCAUGUCCAGUUCCCAGAGAACUAAUGUUGCAUUGACAAGAGCUCGGCACUGUCUUUGGAUUUUGGGAAAUGAAAAGACACUAGCUAGUAGUGAAUCAGAUUGGGAAGCGAUAGUCCGUGAUGCUAGGGAUCGCCAAUGUUUCUUUGAUGCUGAUUUAGAUAAAGAUUUGGCCAAAGCAAUAAUAGAUGUCAAGAAAGAGCUUAAUCAAAUGGAUGAUUUGUUCAAUAAGGAUAGUAUACUUUUCAAAAGUGCAAGAUGGAAGGUUUUUUUCAGCGAUAACUUCAGAAAAUCAUUUGGAAAACUUACUUCAGUCCGUAUUAAAAAGUCAGUUAUGAACCUAUUACUGAAGCUUUCAAGUGGUUGGCGACCUAAAAAGAAGAAUGUGGACUCAGUUUGUGAGAGCUCUGCACAGAUCUUGAAACAAUUCAUGGUUGAAGGGCUCUAUGUUGUUUGCACUAUUGACAUUGUAAAGGAUUCUAUUUACAAACAAGUUUUGAAGGUUUGGGAUAUAUUGCCUUUGGAAGAGAUCCCAAAGUUGGUUAAACGCCUUGAUGGCAUGUUUGCUAUGUACACCGAUGAUUAUAUUGAUCACUGUAAGCAGAAAUGCAUUGAAGGGUAUUUGGAAGUUCCAAAGAGUUGGGUGAGAUCUUUUGACAUUGUCCGGUUCAAGAAUCUUGACAACCAUGUACAUGGGAAUGAAUCAAGUGGCGGUACUAUUGAUGGUAGGAGUUAUGUUGAGAAUUCAAAGGUUAGUGAGAGCCUGUUGUUGAUGAAAUUCUACUCGUUAUCGUCUGGUGUGGUGAGCCACUUACUUUCUGACCGCGAUGGUAAAGAAUUGGACCUACCUUUUGAAGUAAAUGACCAGGAAUUAGAGAUUAUCUUGUUCCCUAGAAGCACAUUUAUACUUGGACGGUCAGGAACCGGUAAAACCACAGUUUUGACAAUGAAAUUGUUUCAGAAGGAGCAACACCACCAUAUUGCUUCAAAAGGAAUUUAUGCAGAUGAGGCCAGUACUAGUACAGAUGUGAGCAAGAGGAAUGACGUUGGUGACUGUGUUGUAGAGUUUAAGGAUAGUGUCUUGCGCCAACUUUUUGUGACAGUCAGUCCAAAACUGUGUUAUGCUAUCAAACAACAUGUUUCUGGGCUGAAAAGGUUUGCUGAUGGUGGGAAUUUUUCUGGAGAAAACAGUUCAACUGAUAUGGAUGAUACAGCACAAUUUAUGGAUAUCGCAGAUUCUUUUCUUGACAUUGCUUCUAACAAAUACCCUCUUGUCAUCACAUUUCAUAAGUUCUUAAUGAUGCUCGAUGGAACAUUGGGUGAUUCAUACUUCGAAAGGUUCCUUGGUGGAAGCGGACUUUCUUAUUGUAGAACUAGUGGUUCAAGAUCAGUUGCUUUGGAAACUUUCUUAAGAACAAAGGAGGUUAACUACGAGAGGUUCUGUUCUUUGUACUGGCCCCAUUUCAAUUCUACGCUAACAAAGAAGCUUGAUCCUUCCAAAGCGUUUACUGAGAUAAUUUCUCACAUAAAAGGUGGAUUGGGAGUGGGUGAGGCUCGUGAAGGUAGACUUAGUCAAGAGGAUUAUGUCCACCUGUCUGAGGGUCGGGUAUCUACUUUGAGUAAGCAGAAGAGAGAGAAAAUUUAUGAUAUCUUUCUGGAUUAUGAGAAAACAAAGAUGGAAAAGGGUGAAUAUGAUUUAGCUGAUUUAGUGAAUGAUCUUCAUUAUCGACUAAGAAAUGUAAGACUUGAGGGUGACAAAAUGGAUUUUGUGUAUAUUGAUGAAGUGCAAGAUCUUACAAUGAGACAAAUUUCUCUUUUCAAAUAUAUUUGCCGAAAUGUGGACGAGGGCUUUGUUUUUGCAGGUGACACAGCACAGACUAUUGCAAGGGGAAUUGAUUUUAGGUUUGAAGAUAUACGAUCUCUGUUCUACAAGGAGUUCGUGAUGGAAUCAAGAGGCAAUGCAUUUGUUGGAACAAAGGAGAAAGGAUAUAUAUCAAAGAUUUUCGGCCUUCGCCAGAACUUUCGUACCCAUGAUGGUGUGCUUAGAUUAGCACAAAGUGUCAUUAACCUUCUUUACCGUUACUUUUGUCAUUCUAUUGAUGUUUUGGAACCCGAGACAAGUCUUAUAUACGGUGAAGCUCCGAUUCUUAUUGAGUCUGGAAAUGAUGAAAAUGCAAUUGUAACU